Trichoderma citrinoviride is the source of this 189-nucleotide messenger RNA. Its product is annotated as ankyrin. Gene Ontology annotation, cellular component: cytoplasm. Gene Ontology annotation, molecular function: protein binding. The annotation marks the transcript as partial. The transcript has a single exon. NCBI's taxonomy places the organism in Eukaryota, Fungi, Ascomycota, Sordariomycetes, Hypocreales, Hypocreaceae. The record is from RefSeq and is a predicted model, not a curated record.
AGCUUUGGGAGGAGCCCACUGCACAUGGCCGUGCAAAAAGGGAACAGCAAGAUCGUGCGUAUCUUGCUUGAGCAUGACGCAGACUGCAACACAAAGGACACUCACGGUCUAACUCCGCUGGCAUAUGCCACCAUCAGGGGAUUCGAAGACGUGGCAGAUCUUCUCUUGUCCCAUGGAGCUGGCAUCCAG